AUGAGCCGUAAAGAGGAAUUUUUAGAAGAAGACCUAUAUGAAUUUGAGAAAAAUAACAAGAAGAUUCGUCAAAAAGUAUUAAUAGAGACCACAGGUCAUACUAAGAUAAGAAAGGGUGGAACAUUAUCAGAAACUAUGGAUCCUUUGCAAGUCGAAGGAGUCAAAAAUCUACUCUCAACUCUUGAUACUUUUUUGGAUAAUACAUCUAUAACAUCUCUUAAUAAUGAUGAAAGUUUUGUGCGGUUAUAUAAAUAUGUAGUGCUGCAAUUGAUAGACAUUAUAUGUGUUGAUUCAUCUUAUAAUAAUGCUUCAUAG
Molecule: messenger RNA, 315 nt
Organism: Funneliformis mosseae
Lineage: Eukaryota; Fungi; Glomeromycota; Glomeromycetes; Glomerales; Glomeraceae
Source: the annotation of a GenBank genome assembly